Saccoglossus kowalevskii is the source of this 1176-nucleotide messenger RNA. RefSeq lists its product as uncharacterized. The record is from RefSeq and is a predicted model, not a curated record. Lineage: Eukaryota; Metazoa; Hemichordata; Enteropneusta; Harrimaniidae.
AAAACAACAGUUCACCAUUUCACUGUGGGCCACAAGUACCAGAAACCUGUUUGAACACUUCUCCACAGUAUAAGUAUGGACAACAAAACAAAUGUUGCAUUCCGUUUGAGUAUCUUGUUGAUUAUGGUUGUUUUAGGGGUGAACAGUGACGAUUGUAGCAGUUAUUACGAUUCAAACGGUGAUUAUGUGUACAGCUUUUCAUGCCCACAAUCGAAUGAUGGAUAUUCAGAGAUCUAUUGCUGUGGAACAAGCUCUUAUAAAUAUUGUUGUGACUACUCUACAUGGCUUUCAUUUGACUAUGAAAGUGACUGGGCUGGUGAUUUUGAUGAUGCAGUUGGACUAGGGAUAAGUAUCAUACUUGGCAUAGUUUUUGGGAUAAUUGGACUCAUCGUUCUAAUUAUCCUUUGUAUAGUUGCUUGUGUUUGCUGUUGUGCCCAAGCUGGUCAAAGUUCAUCGAAAACAACCGUUGUUCAUGCACCAAACCAGGUGUCUCCUGCCUCUCCUGUCGUGGUUUCCCAAAGCUCUGCUCAAGCUCAACAGGCAGUGCCACAGGCGUACUCCAACCCACCUCCCAACUAUGCAGGACAAAUACCACCACCAGCUGUGUACUAGUCCUAAAUAUGACGAACCGCAUAAAUCGAUUUGUUGCCAUAGUAACUUAAUUUGACACUUUCCGACUUUCACAUUCAUGACAUUUCGUUUGUCAAUAAAAUACUAAAGAAAGCGUUCAUUCUUUACAAAAUAUAAAUGUCAUGUUAAUUAUUUACUAUUGAGAACACAAACCGAAUUCCUCAAAGUUUAUAAAUUCUAAUGACGUCUAAAUCUCACCAAUCUACGUGAUAAUAAAUAUACCGAGUACAUUUGUUAAAACUUAUAAACGUCUGAUGACGUCACAUAUUAGGUACUGUAUUAACAAUUUAAGGACACGUCUACAUCUACAUGAUUCUCUUGAACAAUGUGUAUUACUAGUGUGUCUUAUUACGUUUUCUGAUUGCGUUAUAUUUAAACUCGAAUUCCUUUUGAUCUUUUGAUCUGAUCAAUAAUACUCUCGCAGAUAACGUUAAUCACAAUUUAGAUCCACUUCUUCAUAGCUAUUUAACACGAUUUUCUACUAAAGAUAAUUUUUGUAUUCUUAAAUUAAGACUGUCACUGUCAAUAUUAAAAAUUCAGCCACGA